CGUUUUUAUUAUUAAACCAAUGUAACCGACAUAACCCAACUUUUUCACUAUAAGUCGAAAUGGAAAACCCUCGACUCAUUUUAUUGUUUAGUGGGAAAAGAAAGUCGGGGAAAGAUUACAUUUGUGAAACAUUAAAAGAAAAACUAGGGGAGGAGAAUUACACAAUUAUUCGAAUUUCAGGGCCACUGAAACGAUUGUAUGCUGAAAGCCAUAACUUAACUACUGAUGAUGUAAAUGAAAUGAUGACUGAUGGUCCGUUAAAAGAAAAAUUUCGCGCUGAAAUGAUUCAAUGGAGUGAUGAAAUUAGAGUAAAAGACCCUGGGUUUUUCUGCAAAGCUGCUACAAAAAUGGGUACUCACAUAUCUUUCAUUUUUUUUAUAUACGAAAACGAAAUUGUAGCCGAAUCGAGACCGUUUUGGAUUGUUAGCGACAUAAGACGUAAAACUGAUAUUCAGUGGUUCAAAAACACGUACAAAGAUAAGAUUAUUAAAUUAAUUCGAGUUGAAGCUGACGAAAUGACUAGGCAAAAAAGGGGAUGGAUUUUUACUGAGGGAGUUGAUAAUGUUACGUCUGAGUGCGAUUUAGACGAUUUCAAUGAUUGGGAUUUGAUUAUUAAAAACAACACAUCUGAAGAGUUGAGAGAGGGUUUGGGCAAAUUUAUGUUAUUUUUCAAUUAAGUUUGACUUGAAUUAGGUGGCGGCACAUUCCAUUUAAUUAAAUUUUAUAUUUUUUCAAA
Tribolium madens (black flour beetle) is the source of this 736-nucleotide messenger RNA. Its product is annotated as phosphomevalonate kinase. Gene Ontology annotation, molecular function: phosphomevalonate kinase activity. The record is from RefSeq and is a predicted model, not a curated record. Gene Ontology annotation, biological process: cholesterol biosynthetic process; isopentenyl diphosphate biosynthetic process, mevalonate pathway. Bases 60 to 677 code for a protein of 205 amino acids. Gene Ontology annotation, cellular component: cytoplasm. Lineage: Eukaryota; Metazoa; Arthropoda; Insecta; Coleoptera; Tenebrionidae. The transcript has 3 exons.